GGUGGGCAGCCCAGCCGGCAGCCGGUUGGAGGUGGCUGCUGCAGCCCUGGCGAGGCGCACACUUCGAGGCAGACGCGCUCCAAACGCCUCCUCCCUGCGCCACGAGGAUGGAACAGCCGUCCCUACCCGGGACUGGCGCAAGGCGGUGACUGAACGGUCAGAUCAUGAACUAGAAGAAAUGCUUUUCCUGACUCUACUCGGUCGAUGCCCUCUCUUCUUCCCUUCUCCUGCACUCGCCUAAUUCUACAAGCUGUCAGCUCAGCAACUGUGUCGGUAGACCCACGCCCACCUUCCCUGUCAACACUUGGGUGUCUAGGAUGUCUGCAAAGCCCCACAGUCGGGGUUCCCAGGCAAGGACAGCAAUAAUGAAGAGAUGCAUGUGUUAGCUGCAGCCUUUUGAGUCACACACAAAGGAAAUCAAGGUGUGGACAGAGCUGGAACCAUUGCCACACUUGUUGGAAUAAAUGAGGAAUGGACUUGUGAUUAUGCUGACAUUCCAGCAUGAAUCUGGUAGACCUGUGGUUAACCCGUUCCCUCUCCAUGUGUCUCCUCCUACAAAGUUUUGUUCUUAUGAUAUUGUGCUUUCAUUCAGCCAGUAUGUGUCCCAAGGGUUGUCUUUGUUCUUCCUCUGGGGGUUUAAACGUCACCUGUAGCAAUGCAAAUCUCAAGGAAAUACCUAGAGAUCUUCCUCCUGAAACGGUCUUAUUGUAUCUGGACUCCAAUCAGAUCACAUCUAUCCCCAAUGAGAUUUUCAAGGACCUCCAUCAACUGAGAGUUCUCAACCUGUCCAAAAAUGGUAUUGAGUUUAUUGAUGAGCAUGCCUUCAAGGGAGUAGCUGAGACUUUGCAGACUCUAGACUUGUCCGACAACCGGAUUCAAAGUGUGCACAAAAAUGCCUUCAAUAACCUGAAGGCUCGGGCCCGAAUUGCCAACAACCCCUGGCACUGUGACUGUACUCUACAGCAAGUUCUGAGGAGCAUGGCAUCCAAUCACGAGACGGCCCACAAUGUGAUCUGUAAGACUUCUGUGUUGGACGAACACGCAGGGAGACCAUUUCUCAAUGCUGCCAAUGAUGCUGACCUUUGUAACCUCCCUAAAAAAACUACUGAUUAUGCCAUGCUGGUUACCAUGUUUGGCUGGUUCACCAUGGUGAUCUCAUAUGUAGUGUAUUAUGUGAGGCAAAAUCAGGAGGAUGCCCGGAGACACCUUGAGUACUUGAAAUCCUUGCCAAGUAGGCAAAAGAAAGCAGAUGAACCCGAUGACAUUAGCACUGUGGUAUAAUGUUCAAAUUGACUGGCACUGAAAGAAAGUAGUUUGCAACUGCAGUAGAAUAAGUGGUUUACUUCUCCCACCCAUUGUAAACAUUUAAAACUUUGUAUUUCAGUUUCUUUUGAAUUAUGCCACUGUUAAACUUUAACAUAACAUAAUUUUAGUUUAGAUGAUCUACUCCUUCAACUGUACCCCUGGUGGUAUAUUCCUGAGUAAGCUACUAUCAAAACAUUAGUUAGAACCAUCUCACUAUUUAAUAAUGAAAUUUAUUUUUUUAAUUUAAAACCAAAUAAAAGCUUAACUUUGAACCAUGGA
This is a messenger RNA of Fukomys damarensis (Damara mole-rat), 1584 nucleotides long. It is a transcript of the gene Lrrc3b, whose product is annotated as leucine rich repeat containing 3B. Lineage: Eukaryota; Metazoa; Chordata; Mammalia; Rodentia; Bathyergidae. The transcript is spliced from 3 exons. The record is from RefSeq and is a predicted model, not a curated record. The coding region runs from base 502 to 1281 and encodes 259 amino acids. Gene Ontology annotation, molecular function: protein binding.